UUGACGCAAAUAAAUCGAUGAUUAAAAAUGUGGAAUAUCCACAUUUGAAUCGCAUUCUAUCGUAAAAUCUUGAUUUUUUUUCCUGCUCAUGGAUAAACGAAUAACGUCAGUGACUUGAUUUCAAUUUUAUUUCUACUCAAUUUUCGAUUUGAAAACGUCAAAUGGAGUGCUAUAUUUUUUUUUUACUCAAAGCAUUUUUUUAAACCAUGUCAUUCAUCAUUGUGACCGAGUAGAAAAGUCACAAAAUUUACGUCAAAACACAUAAAGGACAAUAAAAAUGUUAUUUUGAUAAAAGGCACACAUAGCAGAAAAAAUAUUGAAAAGCAAUUUAAUAUUCAGCAUUCUAAAUUUAAAGUUUUGCCCUUUUAUUGUUAAACAAUUGAAAACAAGUGCUUAGAAAAUGUAAUUUAUAAGAGUCAAUUGAUGCCUAAAUGUAAGCAAAUACCGAUAAAAUCCACAAAAAAGACAAAAAAAAUAUUGUGAUUUUUUAGAAAACUUUACCUAGCAUAAUGACACCACACAUCAAUGAUUUCACACCAUUUGGAAUGUUUUUACUUGGCGAAGAACCGACAAUUGAGGAUUUUAUUCUUCUAAUUGGAACAAUCGUGGCUUUCAUCGCAUUUGUGCUAUGGUGCUGUUUUCCGAUAUCUCCAAAGGAUGGAAGUGGACAUCAGUCAUUCUCAUGUAAAUCGUUAUAUGUUUUGAAAUCAUCGCAACACAAGUACACCGAAGAUAAUCACAAUGGUCGAAAUCAUGAUGGCUCCAAAUACGGUUUGAAUCCAACUUAUCAUUGCUGCAACAGCAAUAACUAGUUCUAGUGCAACAAAACAGAAAGAAAGUAUAGAUUUUUACCUCAAAAAGGAUUUCUUGUAGAUAAAACGCUUUUUCACAAAAAAAAAAAACAUUAUUCUAGUCAGGAACGGUGAACACAAAUGCAAUCUAACGAAUUAGAUAAAUACAUUUAAUGUUAUGAAGAAGGAAUGGUUUCACAUAAAAAACAUUCAAUAUCAUUAUGCUGGCUUGUUUGGAGCCGACAAACAUUACGUUUUUAACUGAAUCAUCAAAAUCAUAUUUUACUAGUUUUUAUUUUCAAUUUUAAUUUUGAUUGUAAAUAAAUUUAAAAAAAACGAAUAUAUUUGAUGAAUUUGUAUCAUAUAUUUUAAACGAAUUACUUACAUUUGAACACUCACCGUUCGAAUCUCAUACACACUCAAGAGUUUUUAUGCUACUUAAAUAUAUGUAAGAAUUUUAAAGAAGAAUUAAGUGUUACAUUUUACAUCUUUAAAAUUAACUGUAUAACUUUUUUCUCUUGAAUUAAAAUCAAUUUGAAAACACAAAAUGAAUACCAACAUGAAUUUUAUCUCCUCCUUUUUACAAAAAAAGGGACAAAAUCCUCAGCAGAUAUAUAAAAUCAACCGAAACAAUAGACACAGAUACAAACUUCGUCAUGAGAGUAGGUAGUUUUAAUCGACUAAAUCAGUAAAUUAAUCACUGUGAUGAUAUAAAAAUAAAUCCCAAUACAAUUUAUAUAA
Molecule: messenger RNA, 1532 nt
Organism: Contarinia nasturtii (swede midge)
Lineage: Eukaryota; Metazoa; Arthropoda; Insecta; Diptera; Cecidomyiidae
Exons: 3
Coding region: 510-812 (100 amino acids)
Source: RefSeq, a predicted model, not a curated record